Diaporthe amygdali is the source of this 1587-nucleotide messenger RNA. Its product is annotated as monooxygenase. Gene Ontology annotation, molecular function: iron ion binding; heme binding; monooxygenase activity. Bases 1 to 1587 code for a protein of 528 amino acids. The record is from RefSeq and is a predicted model, not a curated record. The transcript has 2 exons. NCBI's taxonomy places the organism in Eukaryota, Fungi, Ascomycota, Sordariomycetes, Diaporthales, Diaporthaceae.
AUGGGCACUCCGCUGGUAACAUGGGCAUCAGCCCCUUAUGCCGCAGCAUUGCUUCUAUUCCUCAUCUCCUACUUCAUCAUAUACCCCUUCGUAGAAUACAUCCGAGAUCCUAAAGGUCUGCGAAGAUUCCCCAACUUCAGCCCCCUCUCUGGCAUGUCCAACGUUCCCUUCAUGAUACUGGCCCACUCGGGCGACCGGUCAAGGACCCUGGCCAAGCUGCACAAGGACCGGCCCAUCUUGCGCACCGGGCCCAACACACUCUCCUUCGGCACGGUGCGUGCCAUUAAGGACAUUUACGGCCACGGCACACCCUGCACCAAGGACUACUCGUACGAGCUCUUGGCGGGGACGCACAAACACCUGGCCGAUGUUAUAGACAAGCCCGACCACGCGCGCAAGCGCAAGGUGCUAUCGUCGGCGUACGCGCUCAAGAACCUCGAGAGCUGGGAGUUCAAGGUCGCCGACAAGGUGCAGCGCAUGCUCGGGCAGUUCGACCAGCGGUGCGCCCCGGCGCCGCCCAAGGAGGGCGUGCCUCCAGCGCCGGAGGAGCUCAACAUCGACUACCGCAUGUGGACCAACUUCUUCGCGCUCGACGCCAUCGCCGACAUCGGGCUGAGCGAGCGCCUCGGGUUCCUGGACCAGGGCACCGACCGCGUCGUCGCGCAGCGCAAGGACGGCUCCACGUACGAGACCGACCUGCGCCAGUGCCUCUACCCCACCGCGCGCAAGCAGUCGCUGCUCGUCUGGACGUACGACUGGUACAGGCUCGUGGACAGGCUGGCUGACGUGGUGCCCUUCUACCGGCGCAUGACCGAGUCGUCGCGCGGGUGGGACGACAUCAUCCUGGCGCGCGGCAACCGGCGGCUGGAGCGGUACCGCGCGGGCGAGAAGCUGGACGACUUCUUCCAGGCGCUGAUGGAGGACAAGGCCGGGUCGCCGAACCUGCUGGAGUGGGGCGAGAUCCUGGCCGAGGUCAACAUCAUGAUGAACGCCGGCAGCGUCACCACCGCUAUCGCCAUCGCUAACGCCACCUACCAGCUGCUCAAGCACCCGGAGUGCCUGCGCCGCCUGCGUGAGGAGCUCGACGCCGUCCUCGACCCGGACGAGGUCGUCGCCCCCUACGACAAGGUCAAGCACCUCCCCUACCUGCGCGCCUGCCUGGACGAGUCCCUACGCCUCUUCCCGCCUACACCCCACGGACUGCCUCGAGCCACCCCGCCCGAGGGCUCCAUGAUCAUGGGUGAGUGGAUCGCCGGCAACACUACCGUCAGCAUCUCCGCCAUGGUCGCCCACCGCGACGAGAGUGUCUUCUAUGAGCCUGAGAAGUACAUCCCCGAACGGUGGUUGGGAGAGAAGGGCAAGGAGUUACAGCCUUCCUUCAUAACCUUUUCCGCGGGAGCUAGAGGUUGUAUAGGGCGCAACAUCUCGUAUCUGGAGCAGGCAGUCUGUGUCGCGAGUGUUCUGCACAGAUAUGACAUGGCACUGGCGCCUGGAUUCGAGAUGAAGAGGCUGGAGACGAUGAACCAUAUCCUAGGGCCUAUGCCUGUGAAGAUGUGGAGGAGGCAACUGGAUGUCGAGCACGAGUGA